Xenopus tropicalis (tropical clawed frog) is the source of this 1668-nucleotide messenger RNA. RefSeq names its product elongation factor 1 (gene elof1). Gene Ontology annotation, cellular component: nucleus. The transcript has 4 exons. The record is from RefSeq and is a predicted model, not a curated record. Bases 129 to 380 code for a protein of 83 amino acids. NCBI's taxonomy places the organism in Eukaryota, Metazoa, Chordata, Amphibia, Anura, Pipidae.
GUGUUAACCCCGUUUCCUAAUAAAUUAGAGAAUAAUUACUGCAGUAUUGAAAAUCAGAGUCAGGCAAGCGAAGGAUCGGCAACAGAAAGUCGUAAGCUUUGAUUCAUACGUAGAAUCCAGAGGCAGAGAUGGGACGCAGGAAGUCAAAGAGAAAGCCUCCACCCAAGAAGAAGAUGACUGGGAACCUUGACACCCAGUUCACAUGUCCAUUCUGUAACCACGAGAAGUCCUGUGAUGUUAAAAUGGAUCGAUCGCGCAAUACGGGUGUCAUUUCGUGUACGGUGUGCCUGGAGGAGUUCCAGACUCCAAUAACCUAUCUUUCUGAGCCUGUAGAUGUUUACAGUGAUUGGAUUGACGCCUGUGAAGCUGCUAACCAGUAGCAGGACUCCUUUCUUGCUGCCACCUAGCCCAGCAUACUUGUGGCUGCCAGCGGUUUAUUCAUGCAUACACCUCUUGAGAGGUGGACACUAGCCAUUGUGUUUCAUACGUGACAUUGGGGAAUAUGGAAUUGGCCACCACUGACCUUUGCAUUUUGACACCAAGGGACCACAGCUGCUAAAACCAGUUAUAUAGAUGGGGAUGUAUUUGUCUUUUUACCUUGAAGAAUAUCAUCCAUGUAUAAGUCUAGCCAAGCACUCAGCAGAAUGGUAUACCAUUUCCCCAUCUCUGAUGACUUAUUUUCAUCUUGCGUGUACUUGCAAAAUGAUUGGUCAUCUCUCCCAAAGUAUGCAGCAUGGCAGCUCCUCUCUCCUAUGUUUAAAUGCACAUUUUCAGAUGAGGCAUGUCCUGUCUGUCUAAAAAUACAUUAUAUUUGAAUUAAACGGUAGCACAUAAAAGCAUUAGGCAUAGGGCGUUGUUUAUCAGAAUACUAAAGGAGUUUUUUCCAUUAGAAAAGUUUAGUGUGUGUAAGAGUAAACACUAUGUAUUGCAUUCUAUGGUCUUUUGACCAGGGAAAGGUUAAUAGUCUAUUCUAUUACACCUCUCUGUAAAAUGCGGGUGGAUAUUAAAUGAUAAAGCUGCCUGCAAACAGUUACUUCAUUGCCAUUGGCUGCUGGGCUUUUAGUGUUUUAAGUAGAACGGUGCUUAGGAAGGUCGAAAACCCAUUGGAGAGCUCACGAAAUUAAGAAAGUGUAAUUGGUAUAAAUGAUGUACAGGUUUUAAAACAAUCAAGUAACUAUCCAUGCUCCCUCUCUCAGCAGUCUGUCUCUUUCUGUUAUUUACAUGAAAUGGAGAUUACAUUGUUAAAAGUUCCCCUUUAUGUGCUGAAAGUAAAAAAAAAAAAAAAAGUGUUUUUAUUUUAUUUCAUUGAAUAAUUGAGAGAUCGGUUUGGAAAUCCGGCAAGUAGAAUAUUUUUUUUUUUUUUCAUCCCUUAACCACUUUUCCAGCACAUUUUGUAUUUUUUUUUUUUCUCACUGCCAAAAGUACAGUAAAGGUGAGACAGCUGCAGAGUGGGGUCUGUCUGAGCUAAAUCAUAAAGAAAAUCAUAACCAAUGAUACUGAUUUUUCCCCCAAGUAUAGUAAUUUCCCUAAUACCAUUUUUUUUUUGUAAAUAAUUAGUAGGAUUUUGUUCUAGAUACUUUGGAAAAUUGGAAGCAAAUCUUUAUUCUGUUACUAAUGGAUGAAAAAGUGUUAUUUUUUAUUAAACACAAAAUUGCGUGACCUUCAUUU